Messenger RNA from Geosmithia morbida, 807 nucleotides. RefSeq names its product Peptidase family C78. Lineage: Eukaryota; Fungi; Ascomycota; Sordariomycetes; Hypocreales; Bionectriaceae. The record is from RefSeq and is a predicted model, not a curated record.
AUGGCGCAUAUUGCAGCAAAGGUAAAGUGUUUCGCGCUGGGCUUCAUGGCACGUAUGCUGACACUCUCUGAAGGGAUCAUCCCAGUGAUGAAGCGGCUUCUAGAGAAAUGCCCAAUGACACAAAAAGCUUACCUCUGUAGCCAGCAUGUACAGCAUAUCUCCAAAUUACGACGUGAAGGUCUGUUCCAGAAACUAUAUUGCCGAAGUCUGGCUGACAGUGCACGCAUUCAAGGCAGUUUCUGUGGUUAUCGGAAUAUCCAGAUGCUGAUUUCCUACAUUGUCAACGCUAAGAGCGAAGGUGCGAACAAGUUUGGGGACACGUUCCCUUCUAUUUUCACGAUCCAGGACAUGAUUGAGAACGCAUGGGACAACGGGUUCAAUCCUGAAGGCCGUAUUGAGACCGGUGGUAUAAGAGGCACGCGGAAAUACAUUGGCACACCCGAGGCUUUCAGGGAGAAGGAGGCUGGUAGAUCCGGUAGAAUGCUAUUCGGGGCUAUCGAGUCAUACUUUAAGGGAGGAGUUGGGAACGAAGUCGCAAACCAAAAGUCCAAGGUCUCGUUGACGACAUUGCCACCUAUUUACCUUCAACACCAAGGUCAUUCGAUGACGAUUGUCGGGUUCGAAAAGAUGAGCAAUGGAAAGGACACUCUACUCGUGUUUGACCCGUCAUUUCGCGAUACCCCAGCCGCCAGAGAACUAGUAGGUCAUACUGUGCGAUGUCCCGAUCAUAAAGCGGAGAGCAUACUCCAGCAAUAUCGACGAGACAGUAAAUACGUACGCAAGUAUAGUGAAUUCGAGGUCCUCUAG